Messenger RNA from Otolemur garnettii (small-eared galago), 14363 nucleotides. RefSeq names its product homeobox containing 1 (gene HMBOX1). The transcript has 11 exons. Gene Ontology annotation, molecular function: double-stranded telomeric DNA binding. The record is from RefSeq and is a predicted model, not a curated record. The coding region runs from base 365 to 1699 and encodes 444 amino acids. Gene Ontology annotation, cellular component: nucleus. Gene Ontology annotation, biological process: positive regulation of DNA-templated transcription. NCBI's taxonomy places the organism in Eukaryota, Metazoa, Chordata, Mammalia, Primates, Galagidae.
GGCUGCAGCAGGUGGGAGCGGGGCUGUUGAUAUCAAUAUGGCGGUUGUCAGCCAGACAAAGACAGUCAGUCUGAUGUGAUUGAGACAAGGGAGGUUUUCAGGGGGAGACUGGGAGAUAGGGGCCACCCCUCCCCCUUCUCCUCUUCCUGCGCCGGCCUCCACCCCUCCCCUGCCCCCUCCCGACGGGCGCCCCACGCGGAAGACACCCCUCCCCCUCCCGCCUUCCCUCCUCCCUCCCUCAGCCCUUCGUACUGGGACGUUGGGGAGGGGGCUGUGCCGGGCGGAGAGAACUCAGCCAGGAUUCUGAGAAUGGUAAAUAACGCUGAUCAUCCCUGAAAGGAUAUUGAUCUGCCUCAUGUAAAGUAUGCUCAGUUCCUUUCCAGUGGUUUUGCUGGAAACCAUGUCUCACUAUACAGAUGAACCCAGAUUUACCAUAGAGCAGAUAGAUCUGCUUCAGCGCCUCCGGCGUACUGGAAUGACUAAACAUGAAAUCCUCCAUGCCUUGGAAACUUUGGACCGUCUUGAUCAAGAGCAUAGUGACAAAUUUGGAAGAAGGUCCAGCUAUGGAGGAAGUUCAUAUGGGAACAGUACCAACAAUGUCCCAGCAUCUUCCUCUACAGCUACAGCUUCCACACAGACCCAGCAUUCGGGAAUGUCCCCAUCACCUAGUAACAGUUACGAUACCUCGCCACAGCCUUGCACUACCAAUCAGAAUGGGAGAGAGAAUAAUGAGAGGUUGUCCACUUCCAAUGGAAAGAUGUCACCAACCCGCUACCAUGCAAACAGCAUGGGUCAGAGGUCAUACAGUUUUGAAGCCUCAGAAGAGGACCUAGAUGUAGAUGAUAAAGUGGAGGAAUUAAUGAGGAGGGACAGCAGUGUGAUAAAAGAGGAAAUCAAAGCCUUUCUUGCCAAUCGGAGGAUUUCCCAAGCAGUUGUUGCACAGGUAACAGGUAUCAGCCAGAGCCGUAUCUCUCAUUGGCUGUUGCAACAGGGAUCAGACCUGAGUGAACAGAAGAAAAGAGCGUUUUACCGAUGGUAUCAACUGGAGAAGACAAACCCUGGGGCUACGCUAAGUAUGAGACCAGCCCCUAUUCCUAUAGAGGAUCCUGAAUGGAGACAAACGCCUCCCCCAGUCUCUGCCGCAUCUGGGACCUUCCGACUACGACGAGGAAGUCGAUUCACCUGGAGAAAGGAGUGCCUGGCUGUGAUGGAAAGUUACUUCAAUGAGAAUCAAUACCCAGAUGAAGCAAAGAGAGAAGAGAUUGCAAAUGCCUGCAAUGCAGUUAUACAGAAGCCAGGCAAAAAACUGUCAGAUCUGGAACGAGUUACCUCCCUGAAAGUAUAUAAUUGGUUUGCUAACAGACGGAAGGAGAUCAAGAGGAGAGCCAACAUCGAAGCAGCAAUCCUGGAGAGUCAUGGGAUAGAUGUACAGAGUCCAGGCGGCCAUUCCAACAGCGAUGAUGUUGACGGGAACGACUACUCUGAGCAGGAUACUUGGCAAGUACGCAAUGGGGAGGAGGAGGAGGGAAGAAGUUCAGAGGGAGGCAGAGAAGCAGAGAAGGAUGACAGCACGAGCCAUAGUGACCACCAAGACCCCAUCUCUUUAGCUGUGGAAAUGGCAGCAGUCAACCACACUAUCUUGGCAUUGGCCCGACAAGGAGCCAACGAGAUCAAGACAGAGGCCCUGGAUGAUGACUGAUGAGGGAGGUUAAACACGACGAGUUAACUUAGUUUAGAUGUAGCACCUUAGCAGACUUUCCUCGGUCCUUAACAUGUGUUCUUACAGUAUAACUUGCAGUUUCUUGUAUGUCAGGUAGCCGUUAGGGUCUUGUUCUGUGAAGAUGGCAUGGUGCCCUCAGCCUUUGCAUAUACUCUCUCAGUAUUGAUUCCCAGUAAAUAAUAACCAACCAACCAACCUUCCCUCUCCCAGCCCCUGAGGCUAGAAAAUCCUGCUGCUCCGUCUUAGCAUUCCAAGAAAGUGCUUCCAGGUAUCUAGAUAGCCCUCAGUUCUCAAAUAUUAGGCUAUGUGUAAAACCUCGGGUGCGUAGAUUCACGUAACACUAGUCUGUACCUCCUUGUCCUUCCCUAAGGCUGACAGGAAGCAAGCUGAGGUAGAGUCACAGGCAUGACAGACCCCCUUGGGGAGUAUCCACAGAGUCACAGGAACACUAGCAUCCCCACCUCGGCGUGAGGAUAAUUGAUUUCCAGCUGCAAUAAGCCGUGCCUCCUUACAGUCACACCGUGGCUAGAUCACACUUCUCUGGGUGCUGUGCUAAGAAUGUCAAUGGAGAAACUCCUCCUCAGAUUUUGGUGGUUGUUAACAUGCCUGACACAGACAUCCUUUCCUCUCACAAGCUGUGUGACUUAGUAGAUGAAAUACUGCCUUCUGCCUUUGGGACCAUAAUUAAAAACAAAACAAAAAAGACAAAAAAAAAAAUUAAAAAAAAAAAAAACCCAGCUUGAGAGCAUUGGAAAAAACUAUGAGCUGAAUGUCUAAUGGAUGCGAAGUCCAGUUCUCAGAACCACUGUACAUUCCACGGCACAGUUCCCAGUGCCUGUCUGGAACGUUCUGGAGGUCCUCAUGGAAGUUGCUUUGCCUCCUGUCGGUGUUCCUUUUCCCUGCUACCAAAAACAGUCUUUCAAGGAUGGAGCAAAAGUCAAAAAUAGUGAAAUACAGUCUUUUAUCCAUUAACUGAAGCCCCCUCGUUCUGAGAGGCUGAUAGAGGACUGCACUGGGGUCGUGCUGACUGUCACAGAUGCAAAUACUUGCCUAAAUAGGAGCAGAAAAAAGCAGGGGACAUUGGCCACUUACGUGGUGGCUGUGUGAGACAUGACAGGAUGUGACUGCUUUGGUGUUCUCUUUACUCUGUCCUUGUAGAGAUGUGAAAAGCUAUUGCUACAGGCAAUUUAUUUAAUAAUUGGAAGCCAUAUUGAUAAUGGAUGUGGUAAUAUUUGUAAAGUUUAAUCUACUUUAAGCGGCAGUAACUAAUGGAAUUUUUUUCCUUGAUCACAUAUGUAGCACUUUUGUUACUUUUUAAAGAUAUUUAUAUUUGAUAAAUCUUUUUUUCAUUUUGAGAACUCAAAAUACCAAACAGUGAACUUGCGUUAUAGAGUAACCCUGUGAUCACCUUGUCAUCUCGUAGCAAAGUGAUGAAGUAUUCAUGCAUCAGAGAAAAUUACAUCUGCUGGCCUUGUAUGAAAUGAUCUCUUGGCAUCCCGAUUAGAUGACACACAGUCACUGUGGGUAAAGGAAACAGCCUUCCCUGGAGCAGCACAGGGUGCAUCUGAAAGAGGCGCACUGCUGUCUGCUUGCUGCCUCGUUCCGCCUCUCCUUUCAGGGUGUAACGAAGCCUCGUUUCAAGGGGAGCAUGGGGCUGGCUAGUAAGUGGGGUUUCUGUCUUUUUGUCCAUUACCUGAAAACAGUUACUAAAAUGGAAGGUGCCAUUUUCUUACCUCUUCAUCCCUCCUCCUCUACCAAAUGUAUUCAACUUCAAACUAUCGAGAGCGAGACUGAGACUGACCUCCCUCCCUUGGUCUUCCCUUUCUCAUUUGUGACGUACUGAAUAUCUGCCAGUUGUUGACUGGGCUCCCACCAGGUAAGGCACAUGCUGACUCCAUACUCUCCUCAUCUGUUAGUCCUGCUCCCGUAGUGUGGGGAAGAGUCUUUGAGAAGGCAUGAGUGUGCCGUCUCAUACAUGUCUGUGACUUCAAAGAACUACAUGCAGGAAUUGGUCCUGCUCUUGUCCAUAGAUUUCAGGGGGGGGAAAUGUAAUACUUUUUCCAGCUUCCAAGAAUUGAAGUAAAAUAGAGCAGUCAUCUGUUUUACUGUAUUACUUGAACCAACAAAUUCAAGAGUAGCAUUUGUUAUUCUCAGGAAUGACCCCAUCCUCUCUCCUGCGCCCCUGCUCAUAUUCUGUCUUGGUUUAUUUGACUUAUUUCAGUUAGGAAAUUGUGAUAUCUUUCUUUCAUUUUGUUUAGAAGAAAUAUAACAUUUUAUCUUUCUAUUUUGGUAGAAUUUUCUCUUUUUCUUGGUUGAAUCAGAACAAGGAGAGGAACAAAGUGCACUCUGACAAGCCACAUCCAUGAUUGAUUGUAAGGAGAUUAUUAUAAUUGACGGCUUCUCUGGGAUAGGAUUGCUAGUAUUGUUUGUUCUUGCUGGUCUUUUUAAGGGACAGACUCAAACUGUUAAGACAGCUGCCGUUUCUAAAGAAAUUCAGUGAUUGGCAUAGAAGAGCUAAAAGGUUUCAUUGUUUUAAGACCUUUAAGGAAGAAAAAAAGCCUUCAGCGAAUAAAAGGAGUUCACAUCCUCCAAGAGCAGUACCAGGCCCUAACUGCCAAAGUGGUGAAACUCAGAGCAUGUUUCCACCAAUGGAAGACAGCCUUGUGUCGGACUCGGGGAACAGGCGGAAGAGUCUUUCACCCACGAUUCUUGUCAUCUGAGAAGACUGGUGGCCUACUCUGAAGACCCCACUGCCUUACGUGUUAACUUGCUUUUUCACCAAGGGUAAGACUUUACUUUUGUUUGGUCUAGAUUUAAACCUACCAUCAGUUUUUUUCUGUUUUUGUUACCAGGGUCAAUUCUGCUAUCUCUUCCUGACCUCUUUAGUUCUUGUAAUGGCAUAUGGCGCUGCCACUGUUAACAUUUCUAAUAUCUUUGGACAGUAAAUUAAGCUUUUCCAGGUUUUAGAGGUAGUUUUAAAAUAGAAAUGCUAAACUGCUCUAUUCCUGAAGAGGAACGAGCCAGGCUCUCGACAGAUCGCCUGCUGUCUUCUGGUCUCUCUCUCCUCUCAGUUCAUUCUGAACUUUAGGCCUCAAAGGGCUCCAGCUUUGUUCCUUCCUGGUUGAGGAAGAGUUUUAAGUGUCUUUUCAAUAUUGAGUACCGGCAACUGGCCAACAGAUAUUUGUGUAACUUUUUUUUUUUUUAAAGACAUUUUAAUUCAGUUACUGUAGUCAGGUGGAUAAAGCUUCCCACCCUUUUAAAAACACCUUACAAGGGGAACUUUUAAAGAUGGCUCAUGUUAACGAGAUGUCUGCCUAUCUGUUGACAGUCCCAACAUCAGGUGGAGGCCACUAUGGUAGGCUCUUAUCUGUACAGGCCUUCUAGGGCCAUUCAGUACCAAGGAGACAUCUCAGUUUAUUUCAGCAAAGUUUGUAAUGUUGGCGUGCCCCUUAAGGCUGGUAGAUAAUUAUAGUUACCUUCCACCUCACAAUGGGCACUAGCCGUUCAGUCGGACACCCCCCACAUGCACAUUCCCACGGCCCUUAGCAGAAGGGGGCAGCCCUCCCACAGGUACCCUUCAUCCAUCCCAGCGCAGUAGGUGUGACCACCUAAAAAGGCUUGAGGAAAAUCAAUACUGAAAUAUGAAUUUAGUAUUAUACUACUUCCUGGUAUAUUUAUGAUGACUGUUCAGUAAUCAGCACCUCCUGUGGGUCGAUAUCCAGUUUUAUUUUUACCUCAAAGGGACUAACUAUGAACAAUCAGUUUCAUUUCACCCUGACUGGCCUUUGUCUUUAAGGAAUGCUGGCUUUAGAAAUUUUCCCCUUCAAUACCAUCAGGUACCAGCUAUAAAUACGCUCUUAUUUAAAUCAGGAAUCUCCAGGCUCUUCUUGUCUGUCAACAGCUCCCGCCAUCUUCCUCUGUCCUUGUCUUGAGUUGACUUCUUGAUGAGUUUGUUUUUAUGCUGUAACACCAGGCAGUAGGUGGGUGUGGUCCACCUUGUAACACAAACACUCCCUCCCGUCUUGACCACCUACAUCCUCUCCCCCGCAACUGUGGAAAUAGCCCCUUUUCACAAAUGAUCCCCUGCCCCAUCAUUAAAAUGUGAACUUUCAGUCCAUAUUCUCUUUUAUCUUGAGAAAGGUUGGGUUAGAAGCAGUCUUCCUGUCUAACUCGGGGCUCUGCCUUUUAAAAUGCUUUUUGUCUUUUGUUGUUCUGAGAACACCCAGAGCAUUUUCUCCCCAGUGAGUCUCAACAGAUUCUUAGGCAAUAAUUUUCCUCAUUGUUGGUGAUCUUAACAGUCUUGACCCUUCAUGUUGUGCAUUGGUUUCUGUGUUAAUUUGUGUGAUUUAAAUCUUAUGUCAGAGUGUGCUGACGGUUUGUCAUUGUGUUGUGAUUAUUAGUGAUGCUUUACUACUGUAUUCACUGGGGCUGUGUUGAGACCAGCCAAAUCCAUUUAUAGCUUUACUGAGCCAGAUUUAUUUUUCAAGAUUUCCCAAGUGAAAGUUGGGCACCUUGUCUUUGGGGGAGGGUGUGGGAGUGGAUGCACUGGGGCAGGGGUGGGAAUUACACGUGCAAAGCAUUCCCUUUUUCAUGUACUCUUUUGAAUAGCAAGGAAGUUUACUCAGGAUUUGGGGAUCAAGUUGUCAGCCAUACCGAAUUUGACAAACUGAGCUGCAUGCCCUGAAAGCCCUCUCUUUUCUUCCCCUCCACAUUAUCUGACUGACAUUACCAGGAGAACCCUCUUUGUCCAAAGCAAAGGUAUCUCUACCUAAUAAGAGUGGAUGACUGUCCUGCAGAGGCACCUGUGACCGCCAGGUCGUCUCUGAGGGUUUCACAGCAGCAUCUGUCAGAACAGGGCCCCUGUCUUCUGUAGCGUGGUCCCUUGGUUUCAAACAAGACUAUCACUUAAGAAAGAUGCCCUUACCCCUCGCAGAGAACUACCAUACUAAGUUGGUAGGAAAGGCUUCUGGUUAUAGAAACUGCCUCUGACAAAUAGUUAUGUUUGGGAAAGGCUGUUCUCAAAGUGAUGAGCUGCUGCUCUUGCAAGGCCAGUGGUUGACUCACUUUUCUCUGAAAUGCAACUUUGUUCAUAUCUGUGUACUUCCAGUAGCUAGAAGCUUGUAAAUGGAAAAGUUUCCAUAUUAGCUUCAUUAUUCUUUCUGGGGAGGGAUGAGAAAAAGCAGCAAAAAGAAAUCUAAUGAUCAACAAAUCCUGUCUCCUAUAACACUGGUUUUCUUUUGUGCUCAAGAGGUUAAGAAAUAGAGAAGAGAGUCUAGGAGAAUUGGCUGUACCCCCUUUCUUCUUGUUGACAGAGUAGGUGCCUUGGGGUCACACACAUGCGUAUCUCAACUUUGCUAUCGUUCCUCCUGUGGCAUUGGGGCAGAACUAGAUCUAGUUGACCCGUUCAAGUGAAAGUUGACUAUUGUUUUUACACUGUUUAGUUGACAGUACACACGUGCACGUUCUCCCCACAUUAUCUCACUGCCCAGCACCGUCACCACCCAGAGGCUGCAUCUACAGGGGCAGCUUUCCCUUCUCUCCUGUGCCUGUUUAUGGGGCAGAGUGUAGACUGGUUGGCCCCAGUUGGGGUGCAGCAGGCGGCACGUGGACACCAGCUUGGCUCACACUCGGAAGUCUCAGGACGCUGGCUCCCUUGACUCCAUUUUCAUUUUCUUUUAAAUAAGAGCGGCUCUAGACAGCCAUAAUUAACUCUCAGAUUCACAUUGGUGCGCUGUGAUCAAAUGAAGGUUUGGCUGAAUCUUUUCAAAUUGUAACCAUGGUAAUUGAGGGGGGUGGCACAGAAUGAAUAUAUAAAAAUAUAAUGGCAAUUGUUCUGAAUGACUGAGUGUCCUCCUGACAUGUAAUUAGCUGUUUUAGCAGGAUGCAGAUUGGCAUGGUCAUAAUUAAAAGGAUUUCUGUCCUUUAUGUGAUUGGAAAUGGUAGAGCUCCCCUCCCCUGUUCUCUUUUAGCACUAAUGCUCCCGAGAACAUUUGGAACAGCAACUUGGUAAACUAAAAUAAUGACAUGGUACUCAUGUUCUCCCCUAAGUAAAAGAGAAGGAUUUGGAGUUAUUUCAGCUUGAAAAUGGAAGCUUUGAUUAUUGUUCCCAUUUGACUCCUAAAUUUUUGGAAGCCUUGAUCACAGCCCGUUUCAACCUGCUCUAUCUUUGGCAGAAACCCCAGUCAGAAUCCUAAACGUGGUGAACCUGUGAAGGCCUCUCCCUCCCACCAGCUCCCAGCUCGGAGACCUUGCUAACAUAACUUGAGGACAGUUGCUGCUUAUUGAGCCCCUUCCUUGGUGGCCUGAUCUUUCCAUUGGCAUCACUGUCAGGAAGUAUUUACCAGACAGGAGUUUGCAGAGUUGGGUAGGGCUUUCCCACCUCACACUUAGCAGUUGCCAGCCGCCUCCUGGCAGGUGCCUUGCCAGGUGCCUUGCCGUCCUGAGUCUUCUCACUGUUGUGCUGUGUCAGCACAUUGUCUCCCUAGCACUUCCUCAGCCUGGCUCCCUCUCCUGUGCUCCCUGUCCCAUCGGGCCUCAUGUGCUCUUGAUACCAUAUGUGGUCCCGUGAUAGGGUCCCUUACUCUUCUCAUCCUACGGUGUCACUUUGGAGCGUUCUGCUGAGUCACCAGCUAGCCUUUCUCUAGAAUAUGGCUUGGGUUUUUGUCCCCAUCAUUCAUGGAAGUCUUUAUUCAAUUAUAUAAUCAAGAGUGGGUCCACGAGAACACCAGCACCCGGUAUAGUGCCAAAUGGCCUUUUAUAAACUGUUUCAGGCCGGAACACUCCAGGAUUGGUUAGUACCCACUACAAAAAAUAAAGCUCUGGCUUUUUCCCGUAUUUGCUGCUUCCCCAAGGACAAGUCUUCUCCUCUCCAUACAUCAGAAGGAGCCAUGACCUGGAUGGAAUGCUGGUUACAGCUGUCCUCUCCCCAAGCACACACACCUAGACAAUUUAGGGAAAGGUUCUUAGGCCUUCAGGGUUUGUUUUGCUCCCCUAAAAUUACCUACAAUGAAAUGUAUAGUAGUUGUGCUGGGUCAGGAAAAAAGUAUUGAAAGAUUCUUAUUCCUGCUUCUCCUCCUGUGAGAUGUCAAAGCAACCUCCUGUGUACCCACCCCUGGCACACCUGCACUCAAGAGACAUGCAGUCACCGAGACUGUGUCUUAGAGAGCCUGUCAGUCUUUAUGACAACGGGAAUGACUUAGGGACUCAUGACCCCAAAGAGCAUCCCUUUUCUUCAUUCCCAGCUGCUGAAAGAUAACUUUCCAUUUAAAAUUUAGAAUCUGUCUUAAGAUUAGAGAUUCUGAGAGCUGACUAGAUGAGUCUAAUUCUGUGAUCUGUGAGACGUGCAUUACAACAGCCAGCAGAACAUUCGGCUCUGCUAACAUUCCGAGAAAAUAGAAUUAACACCACAGUUGAAACCUCCCAACAUCAUCUGUCUGAGGGAUCAAAGUAUUAGAAAUGCUACUUCAGGGAGGGUAGACUUAAAAAGAACUGGAGUUAGACAUUUCCCUCCCCAGAUAUUUCCAGAGGCCACUUGGGUGAUUCAAAAAACCCUGUACCAUAUAUUUCUUUGCCACCAGCAGCCUCACCCCUUUCUCUAGUGAAAAGGAACCUUGUUCUCUCUCCUCUAGUAAAAAUAAUAAGCAGUGUUUACCCAGGAAAUAAGUAAUUUUUGGAAGCAAACAUCAGAAAUAAAUUAUUCUUGUAAGAACUAAAGAUUUCACCUUUCUACAACAUAUUGCCGUAAGAGAGAGACACAGACAUCCUGAUGGUGCAGUGCCGCCUGCUUAGCACGUGGAGGCUCACGGACCCCACACCAAGCAACCCCCCAACCGCAGCCAGGCAGGUCUCUCAAGAAUUCUACCUUGCUUUGCUUUCUUAUGAGACCGCACUGGGUGGCCCCACAGUCACAUUGCCACCACCUCUGACACUAGACCAGUGCUCCCAUGAGGUUCUAGAUCGUAUCACAGGCUGAGCCCUUCCCCUCAUCUCCCACCCCUGGUCAGGGACAAGAGCACAGUGAGGCUUCAAGGGAACUAGACUCUACGGCACUUCUUGCCUGCAGGUCAGUUAAUAAAAGCAGAGAAUAUGAAAAUCUUUCACACAUUUUUGCUCUAUUCAACUCUUCUAGUAUUUUCUUAGUGCAAAUUACUCUUCCAUAUCCUGCUAUGGUAGGGGCUUGGUGUUCUGGAACUGUAUGAGUGUCUGCCCUGGCUCCCCGGGCUCCCUACUUGGCCAGUGAAUAGCAGUUGUGCAUGGAGACAAAUCCAUGUUUGGGCUCAGUGUGAUCCCUCGGGCACCUAGGAUGCAAGGAGCUUCCUCAGGGGAGAGGCUGGUGCUCACUUAGCAGCUCAGUGACUGCUGGUCAGGGACACGGGCUCCACACUGACCUGACUCAACUGAAAUUUACCUUCUCUCCUCCCCUUUCUUCUUCUCUUCUGCAAAAGUAAGGGGUUUUUAUCAGGGUUGGUUUUGUCACCAUCUCUCUCCUGAUCUGCUCUCACGCCACAGGCCUCUUUGGAGCCUGAGAGUGAACCCCAGCUCAGGAGCCUGUGGAAGUGGUCCCCGUAACAGGCACAUGGUCACAUGAGGGUCUGAUGAGGCUUUAUUAUCCAACCCCUCCCCCAAAACUUAAUUUCAAGGGAAAAAGGUAUAUAUGUCUUUCAUCUUGGACUCAGUCCCGAUUUUGCACCUCUGGUGGUAGCUGGGGUGCCCCUGACGUGUAGGAAUGGGGGCUUUGCUUCGUUCGUCCCUGGGAAGGAAUGCUCACCUGUUUUUCUGGCAGCAAGUCACAGACCUCUUGUUUCAGGGUUCUUUCUUAAGGAUUUUUUCAACUUCCCAUCAUUUCCAGAUUGAGUCUGAAUUUUAGCCUUGUUUUAGGGCUUUCUUUGCUUUACUUGAACUAACAACCCAGCAUAGACUCGCGAGCGUCAUUUCUCCGCUUCAUCCUUUCCUGGAGCUCUGAAACAGGACAGCAGAAUGACACUAAUGCUCUAUUAACGUGAACCGCAGCACUCUGUGAUAGUACAGUGGACUGCACAGAGGCGAGGGUGCUCAGCUGGGGGCUGCUGUAAGAAGCACUGUUGUUAGGAUUUGCCUUGAAAACUACAUUCCACUGUGUUAGAAUCAGUGUACCCCUCAAUCCUGCACCUCUGAAAUGGGCACCACAAAACCAAAGCCAAAGUUCAAGAGGGGGUGUAGAGCGCUUUUUUCUUUCCAAGCAUUAGGAGCUCUGGCAAGGCUUCAUUACUGUUCUUUUCAAUGUUGCCAGAAAAGCCUGAAGGGCCUCUCUGCUCCUAGUAGCUUGCUCACACUGACCAAGAGGGCAAGUUCACGUGGUGUGCAUCUCCCAGCCCCACAGCGGCACCUGGAGCAAGCCUGCCUGGGCCUCCCCAUGCCUGCACUUGCCCAUGUCUUGCUGGGCUGCGGCGCACAGACCUGGAAAGGCCUCUGCUGGGCCCUGCCCCUAGCUGCUGCGCCAUCACAAUGCUGGUUUCUUAUGACUCACCCUGACUGCCAGGUAGGACGCUCUCUCUGCCGAAGAUGCCUCCCCUGGAAGAGCCCGCAGCCUUCUCUGAUUUCCCCAUGGGCUCGCCCCCCUUCCACGGCCAUGGUCACGUUGGAUAUGCAGUACCUGUCAAGGAUAAAUUUUUAUUUAUGUUUUUUAAGUGCCUAAGCAAGUCACAGACCUCUGGAACUUGCCAGAGACUCGGCCUGUACCCUGUCCUUCUCCCCCUGCACUCAGCUCUCUCGGGUGGGCACAGGGUGGCUGCCCCUCUCCAGUGUCCCUGGCGUUCUGCAGGCAGAACCACCACAAGGGCAAGCAAGCGGGAGGGAUUUCUUCACAGCCACGUCAGGCUGGCUUUGUCACUGUUCUCCAGUGUUUCUUUUUUUAGAGGUGUUUCUGUUCAUGUGGUUAUGGUCUUGGUUCAUAGAGCAGUUUAAGAGUCUGCUUAGCUAAGUCUUAGUAGCUUCUCAGUUACGAAGACAGGAAAGCAAGACAGCCUCCGAGCAGCGUUCUAUCUCUGUUAGAUCCAAGAGGGCAAAGCGUCAAUCAUCCUUAAUAAACAUGCUGAUUCAUUUGCGAUCGUGAGUCACUGGAAUCCUGGCUGCACUUCUGUGUCCUCUCCCUAGAGUGGAGGGAUCAGGGUGUCCGCUCACGGGGGCUCAGAAAGGCUGUCAACAGUAGGGCGUUAAGCAAGAUCAAAAGUGUGUUUUUGAAAAUGAAUGUGAGAGUACUUGUUUGCUUCUUUUUAAAAGUAAUUUAAGUCUGACCUUAAUACGGGGCCUUUAUUAUGUGGUGGGUGUACACAGAUUGUUUUGUGACCACACUAUGUUCAGAUCACAUCACUAAGCAGCACUCAGACGAUCUGUUGGUGCGUUAAAAGGUUUUGCAAAAUGGAACAAUCCAAACCCAGGCACUUUAUUUUCAUUAAUAAUCCAGCAUUUUUGUUCAGACAGUGUAAUAAGGGCAUUCACAUCUGACACGUGGGCAGAUUUGCCAGUAGAAUUUGGACAGUGCAGGGAGGUGUCUGAGGAAGGUGAGCAAAGGGGAGUGACUGCUGUGGGGGGGACAAACGUGAGGCUCUUCCACGGCACGUCAGCCACACCGGACUCUUCCAGCGCACUGUCGCUGGGUUUAGAUGCUACCGAGUGUCUGUCACUUACCCUGGCUGUGACUGAGAGGAGAUGAAUGUACGGAGUGCAGCGAGCUAGGAGAAUGCAGUGAAACGCAGUUGGAGGCAGCAGGAAGGGCCUGGUUCCUUCUCAGUUAGCUGGACUCAAACACUGUAGCAAGCAAGAGCAGAGUGCUGGGGGUUCCACUUCUGGACCACGUGUUCACUGCCAGGGUGGGAACUAGCUGGCGCAGUCAGAUCUAAAAUGGAAAGCAAGUGUAACGGUCAGUCAGGUCAGGUACCAAGGCAUUGCCUAAAGUAUUUAGCAUCCACCAAAUAUUCGUGUCUCUGAGAUGGGCGUGCGGGACCCCUGCCCGACUGGCACGGGAGCAGAGAGCGCCUCCCUGCCAUGGCUGUUGUGUGUCUUGUCUUUGUUUCCCCUUGGCGUCUCCUCUGGUCUCUGUCCCCCAUCUUGUGCACCAUGUGUCCCUGAGGGCAAGUCACACCUGUGUCUGAGUCUGCUCUAGGUGUCCAGUCUACCUCAAGGGGUCAUCAUGGUCAGCUCUGUUCACAUGGAAUCCUCCGUCCAUUGCCACACACACUGGAAUGUAUCCCCUGCCCUUCAAUAACCCCCAACCCCAUCUUUCCUGUAAUCACCACAAACUCCUAGUGCAAAUUGGAUGCUGCUUUAAAUGUGAAAACAAUUGUUCAAAAGCUAUAAAACCUGAAUGAAAGCUAAAGCUGAAUUUAUAAGCCUUGUUGCAUAUGAGCCAAAAGUGCAAAAAGCUCUAUAUAAUGAACUAACCUGCCACUCGUAUAAAUAUAAAUAUAUAUAAAUAUAUUAAAAUCAGACUGUUCUACAAAAUUGUGUAUUUGUAUUUUUGUGUACGUACAAUUUUCUGCUAAGCAGAAGGAGGAUGUAGUAUAGGAAGCUGUGAGAAGAGAUUUGGUUUAAUCCUAUUUCUUUGUUACUUAUUUUUGUUAACAUCAGAUGCCUGUCUUCGUCUUAUAUGUGUAUGACACUGUUUGGAAAGCUGCAGUAUCUCUCUCCCUUAGGUCCAGAGUCCCUUAAUGAAAUCUGGCUUUAGAGAGUUGGCCACUCAACACAGAGAAGGUCACAGUUUGGUCCUGUACCCCGUGAGGGGACCCGGAGCUGCUUCCUGGUGGAGGAAAUAGCUCCCCCCGCUUGAUGCCGGUCACCGUAUUUUGACUUCCCCCUGGGAAGCAAAAAUCCACUUCUAGAAAUCAGCUUCUAAAACAAAAGAUUAUGAGAUCUCCCUAAUACAGAGUGUCCCCCGGGUGAUCUCUGAACUCUGGCCCAGAAAUGAGAGAUCCUGCUCCUGAGUUUGUGCAGACAGCAGCAGGGGCUCUGCCCGGCUGUGGUGCCAGCUCGUUGGCUGUCCCUGGGUUCCGUCUCCCUCAGAAUAGUUGCUGCCUUUCUUCAGAUCAGGUUACCAAAAUGCCUCCCUCUGCUGAGCUGCUGACGCUUCAUCUCCCAGGUCUCCAGCCCCAGUUACCUGGAGCAUCUCAGAACCCACUUUGCCGGUGCUAAUCACAAGAGGGGGUUAAAAGUGGCUGCCAGGAGUGGCCAGAAACCAACCAACUGGAGGCCAGGCCAAAAGACACGCUCCGGGUCCCCAGGGGCUGGCGGGCGUCCCGCUGCUGCCCGUCCACCUCUCAGCUCCACAGCAGUCCCUUUGCUGGGAAGCUUCUCUAAGGAGAGGGAUACUGCACCUUCCCCUGUAGGACUCAUAUUUAUAACAAUGUGUAACGACUGUAGCAAAAAGCCCUUGUUUCUAGCUGUAAAUGGUCAAAGAAACAAGUGCUCUAUUGUAUUGAUUAAAAUAGUUCAAAUGAGUCCUGUAUCAUUGUAUCUCCUAUUCUGGAUUAGUGCCUUUUGGACAGUAGACUGUUCUGUAAUUAAAAUGUAGUAUACUGCUUUUUUGUACAGUUUUGUUUUAAUAAAACUUUUUUUUAAUUUGUGUUUAUUUUAGUAUUGUACCUAUUAGAGAAUAAAAUGUAUAACUGAA